CGAAUAAGAAGAGAGUCAUAAUAAUCCAUGCAUAAUUAAUUUUAAAAAUUACUUUGUUCGUAACUCCUUUAGCAAUUAUAAUUGUAUAUAUAAAUCCUUAAAAUACACUUCUAAAUUUUCAAAUUCCUAAGUUUUAGACUUCAUAAUUUUCUAAUUUAGACUAUACAAAUUAUAUUAUCAUUAUGUCGACAGGUGACAAAGCUUAUUCUGUUCCACUUUAUACAACUUCCAAUGGAUGUCCUGUUAGGAAUCCGAACGCUAUGAUUAAAAUGGGAAAGUUUGGUCCCGCCCUUCUUCAAGAUCACCAUCUUAUUGAUUUAUUGGCUCAUUUUGAUCGUGAGAGAAUCCCUGAACGUGUUGCUCAUGCUAAAGGUUCUGGAGCACAUGGAUAUUUUGAAGUUACUGAUGAUGUAUCUGAUUUAGUUUAUGCUGAUUUUCUCAAUGGUAUUGGUAAAAGGACUCCAUUAUUUACCAGAUUUUCUACUGUUGGUGGUGAGAAAGGUACUGCUGAUUCCGAACGUGACCCUCGUGGAUUUGCUAUAAAGUUAUAUACUCAGGAAGGUGUCAUUGAUUGGGUUAAUAUCAAUAGCCCAAUCUUUUUUAUUAGAAAUGGUGUACAAUUUCCAUUCUUAGUUCAUACUCAGAAGAGUAGAGACCCUCAAACCAAUCUUAAGGAUGUUAAUGUAUACUGGGAUUUCUUAUGCAACAAUCCAGAGUCUGUACAUAAUGUCAUGUUUGUAUUCUCUGAUCGUGGUACUCCAGCUACAUAUAGAAACAUGCAUGGUUACUCGGCACAUACUUACAAGUGGAUUAAUAAAGACGGUGAGUUUCAUUAUGUUCAAAUUCAUCUUAAGACUGACCAAGGUAUCAAAAAUUUGAGUAAUGAUCAGUCACAUGCUUUAAAAGCAGAUAAUCCAGAUCAUGCUGGUCAAGAUCUUCAUGAAUCGAUUGAUAAUGGUGAUUUCCCAUCAUGGACUUGUUAUGUACAAACUAUGACAUCCGAACAAGCUGAAAAGGCCAAAUUUAGUGUUUUUGACUUAACCAAGAUUUGGCCUCAUUCGGAGUAUCCCCUCAGAAGAUUUGGAAAACUUGUUCUUAAUAGGAAUCCUCUCAAUUAUUUUGCUGAAGUUGAACAAGCCGCUUUCAGUCCAGCUAAUACUGUUCCAGGCAUUGAACCAUCUGCUGAUCCCGUAUUACAAGCUAGAUUGUUUUCUUAUAAUGACACUCAUCGUCAUCGUUUAGGACCUAACUUUAACCAAAUUCCCAUCAAUUGCCCACUUCAGGCACACAGUCCAUUCCAAAGAGACGGCCAGGGAUGUGUCAAUGGUAAUUAUGGAUCAGAACCAAACUACCCAAGCUCUUACCAUCCACUCAAUUAUCGUUUAGAUGCUUCUAAUAAUGAAGCGCAUGAAAAAUGGGUUGGUGAAGCAACUAGUUUUCAGUGGGCAGCAACCUCAAAUGAUUACGAUCAAGCACUCGCUUUAUGGGAAGUAUUUAAGAAGACUGGUCAGAAGGAUGCAUUCUUGUACAACAUUUCUGAUAAUUUAAAGAGCGCUAGAACAGAUGUCCAAGAUCGUGUCUUUAAGUUAUUUGGUAAAGUUUCACUGGAGAUUGAAGAAGCUGUUCGUAAAGCCACUUUGAAGGUAUCCCCACGGAAGUAGCUUUUUUUCUGACGAUGUGCCUUGUUAUUGGUGCAAAAUAUUGGUGAUAUUGAGGAGUGUGUAGUAGUAAACUGAAUAAAUAUACGAGAUGGAUAAUAGUCUUAAGCUGAGGCGAUAAGGCGGAUAGAUUUACGCUUUGGUGGUAAUUUUGUAGAAUUUAGGAUUGUGCCAAAGAUGAAGAACCUUAAUUAAUCAAAUGGCUCAUCCUCAUGAUGGGGCAUUUU
Messenger RNA from Scheffersomyces amazonensis, 1885 nucleotides. Its product is annotated as catalase. Lineage: Eukaryota; Fungi; Ascomycota; Pichiomycetes; Serinales; Debaryomycetaceae. The record is from RefSeq and is a predicted model, not a curated record. Gene Ontology annotation, biological process: response to hydrogen peroxide; hydrogen peroxide catabolic process. The coding region runs from base 183 to 1661 and encodes 492 amino acids. Gene Ontology annotation, cellular component: peroxisome; mitochondrion; cytoplasm. The transcript has a single exon. Gene Ontology annotation, molecular function: catalase activity; heme binding.